AGCGAACCUCAGUCGUUGGGUACCAUGGAACGUUGGCGCAACAAAGUGGCGGUAGUGACUGGCGCCAGUGCUGGAAUUGGUGCGGCCUGUGUGCGCGCCCUGGUCGGUGCCGGUCUGGUAGUUGUCGGACUGGCGCGCCGCCAGGAUCGUGUCGAGCAGCUGCGGGCAGGACUACACGAGGCAGAGCAGGGGCGUCUGCACGCGCUGAGGUGCGACGUUACGCACGAGGAGCAGGUACUGUCAGCCUUCGACUGGGCACAGCGCCAGCUAGGUGGCGUGGACGUGCUGGUCAGCAAUGCAGGCAUCAUUGCCACCGGAGAGCUAAGCGGUCAGGGAAACACGGCGGCCAUGCGCGACACUAUAGAAACUAACGUCAUGGGCAGUAUUUACUGCAUCCGCGAGGCCUUUCAAUCGAUGAAAAAGCGCGGGGCCGAGGGUCACGUGGUCAUCGUGAACAGCGUGGCCGGACACCAUGUGCCCAACUUGGGUCCCCAGCUCCCCUCACUCAAUGUCUAUCCGGCCAGUAAGUUUGCGCUCCGCGCCAUGAACGAAAUAUAUCGCCAGGAGUUUCAACGCCACAAAACCCCUGUCAGGGUGUCGACCAUCAGUCCUGGCAUUGUCGACACGGACAUCUUGCCCCCGGAGAUCUCGGCGUGCAUCAAGCAACACAUGCCCAUGCUGCACUCAGAGGAUGUUGCCGAUGCGGUUCUCUGGACUAUCGGCACUCCACCCAACGUACAGGUUCAGAACAUCACCAUCAAGGUGCAGGGUGAAAAGUUUUAGCCUAAGCAGCGAGGUGGCACUCCAAAAAAUAUGCAUAACAUACAACACAAUAAAUUAUAUGCUUCUCAGAAAUCUAUGAAAGAUUACACUA
Drosophila pseudoobscura is the source of this 874-nucleotide messenger RNA. RefSeq names its product farnesol dehydrogenase. The record is from RefSeq and is a predicted model, not a curated record. NCBI's taxonomy places the organism in Eukaryota, Metazoa, Arthropoda, Insecta, Diptera, Drosophilidae. Bases 25 to 783 code for a protein of 252 amino acids. Gene Ontology annotation, molecular function: oxidoreductase activity. The transcript is spliced from 3 exons.